AAAAAAAGACUUGACCCCGAGGGGGAUGGAAAAGCCAGCGACUUCACGUCAAAUCCCAAAACGUCCACCCUUCAAAGUCACUCUUUUGAAGAGGAACAAGCAAAGCUGUGUUUACGAAACUCUAGAAUUAAUUUUGAAUCUUCUUUCGUCUUGCUCUUUCUCUCCAUAUUGUUACAGGUCGGUGAUAUCCAGAUAUGGGAAACGGGGAAUCAACAUAUGAUGAUUCUCAUGAUGAAUAUCAGCGGCAUCCACCUUCUUUUGUAGGAAGUUCAAUGAAUACUUACAAUCAACCACAUGAUGAUCCUCGUGAUGACUUUCAGCAUCAUCCAACUCAUGUGGGAAGUUCAAUGGAUACUUACCAUCGACAUAAGCAGCACCCUACACACAUAGCUGAUAAUUUCAACUCUUUAGAGAAGGUUAUCUCUUCAUUAAGAGAAGCUGGCCUUGAAUCAUCAAAUUUGAUACUUGGUAUUGACUUCACAAAGAGCAAUGAGUGGACAGGCAAGUAUUCAUUCAACAGGAAAAGCCUUCAUGCAAUCAGUAGCACACCUAAUCCCUACGAGCAAGCAAUCUCUAUAAUUGGCCGCACUUUGUCUCCUUUCGAUGAAGAUAAUUUGAUACCUUGUUUUGGGUUUGGCGACGCAACAACACAUGAUAGACAUGUGUUCAGCUUUUAUCCUGAUCAUCGACAGUGUAAUGGUUUUGAGGAAGCUCUUGCACGUUAUAGACAGAUUGUUCCGCACUUAAAGCUGGCAGGUCCAACCUCAUUUGCCCCAAUAAUUGAUGCGGCAAUUGACAUUGUGGAGAGAACCAAUGGGCAAUAUCAUGUUCUAGUCAUUGUUGCAGAUGGACAGGUGACCAGAAGUCCUGAUACACCACCUGGAAGGUUCAGUCCACAAGAAAAAGCUACUGUAGAAUCCAUAGUUGCUGCUAGCCAAUAUCCUCUCUCAAUUAUUUUGGUUGGAGUUGGGGAUGGACCCUGGGAUGCAAUGCAGCAAUUCGAUGAUAACAUUCCUCAGCGCACAUUUGACAAUUUCCAGUUUGUCGACUUCACAAAAGUCAUGUCUGAAAACACAGACGCAUUAAAAAAGGAAGCAGCCUUUGCACUUGCUGCCCUCAUGGAAAUUCCAUUUCAGUUCAGGGCAACCCAAAGACUAGUCAAUCGAGAAUCAGGAGCUGCUCCACGUACAAGACCUCUUCCGCCCCCACGUAAUGUGAUUGACCAUGAUAAUGCAGUCAAAUCAGUCCCACCUGUGACAGACUUUAAAACAGUUGAGGCAACAGCUCAAGUGGAACUGGUCUGCCCUAUUUGCCUGACAAACCCUAAGGACAUGGCUUUUGGAUGCGGUCAUUUGAUGUGCAAGGAUUGCAGUGCGAACCUAACAUCGUGUCCUAUCUGCCGGGAGCCGAUAACAACACGCCUGAGACUCUAUUGCUGAUCAUCGCAUCCUCAAUAUUAAGAACUUUAUGAGGACUUAAUCAGAGUUCAAAAGCAGCAUUACCAUUGUUCUAUGAUUCAUAUUAUGCCAAUAUAAAUUUUUUCUAUGUUCAAAUAGACAAGGAACAAUCUGUACAAAAGGUUAUCUGUUAGUGGGCUUUAAUUUUGUACAUAUCUUAAUAAUUCUUGCCUAGAUGUUAUCUGUUAAUGUGUGCAAGUAUUUCGUUAAUGUUUGAAGGUGAGGAGUAUAAUGUUUCUCUAACUA
Molecule: messenger RNA, 1703 nt
Organism: Juglans microcarpa x Juglans regia
Lineage: Eukaryota; Viridiplantae; Streptophyta; Magnoliopsida; Fagales; Juglandaceae
Product: E3 ubiquitin-protein ligase RGLG3-like
Exons: 12
Coding region: 195-1439 (414 amino acids)
Source: RefSeq, a predicted model, not a curated record